Messenger RNA from Ceutorhynchus assimilis (cabbage seed weevil), 1380 nucleotides. The record is from the annotation of a GenBank genome assembly. NCBI's taxonomy places the organism in Eukaryota, Metazoa, Arthropoda, Insecta, Coleoptera, Curculionidae.
AUGGGUUCAUGGCCGGAAGACGUCGGCAUCGUUGCAAUGGAACUGAUAUUUCCGUCGCAGUACGUUGACCAAACGGAACUGGAAAAAUUCGACGGAGUUUCUACUGGAAAAUACACCAUAGGACUGGGCCAGCAAAAAAUGGCAUUUUGCAAUGAUCGAGAAGAUAUUCACUCUUUGUGCCUCACAGUGGUGCACAACCUAAUGGACCGCUAUCACAUUAAACCACAAGAAAUUGGCAGACUCGAAGUAGGAACUGAAACCAUUAUCGACAAAUCUAAAAGUGUAAAAUCGGUUCUGAUGCAACUGUUUGAACCCCAUGGUGUAACAGACAUUGAAGGAAUUGACACAACCAAUGCUUGCUUUGGAGGUACCGCAGCUGUGUACAAUGCAAUUUCUUGGGUCGAAUCUUCUGCUUGGAAUGGCAGGUAUGCUUUAGCAGUAGCUGCAGAUAUAGCAGUAUAUGCGAAAGGUGCUGCAAGACCUACAGGAGGCUGUGGUGCUGUAGCAAUGCUUAUAGGACCAAAUGCACCACUGGUUUUCGACAGAGGGCUUCGCAGUGUUUUUACCAAGCAUGCUUAUGAUUUUUACAAGCCAGAUUUGACUUCGGAAUAUCCAGUGGUUGACGGUAAAUUGUCUGUGCAAUGUUAUUUGGAAGCUUUAGAUAAUUGUUAUAGACAAUAUUUGGAAAAGGCUGAGAAAAAGUUGCAAAAUGUUGUUAAUGUUGAUUGGUUUGAUGGUAUUUUGUUUCAUACUCCGUAUUGUAAGCUAGUGCAAAAAUCGGUAGGUAGGUUAGCUUUAAAUGACUUUAUACGUUUGAAUAAUGAAGAGAAAUUAGAAGUUUAUCCUCAAUUUGCAAAGGUUCAAUUAGAAAAUUCUUAUUUUGAUAGGGAUGUUGAAAAAACAUUUUUAACUGCCAGUUCAGGGGUUUUUACUCAAAAAACGCAACCCUCUUUAUUGUUAGCAGCUAAUCUUGGUAAUAUGUAUACAGGUUCACUUUGGGGUGGCUUAGCUUCGUAUAUUGUCUCAAAAAAUUUCAACGAUUUACUUAACAAUAAAAUUGGCUUGUUUUCAUAUGGGUCAGGGUUGAUGUCGUCAUUUUUGUCUAUUACUGUUAAAGACACUCCAGCACUAGCCACUUUAAAAAAUAAUCUUAGUUAUGUACAACCUUUGUUGGAUAAAAGAGUUGAAAUUUCACCAGAAAAAUUUGAGGCUACUUUAGAAUUAAGGCAACAUAGUGCUCACAAAGUUCCUUACCAACCUGUAGGUGAUAUAAGCCACUUUUUCCCAAGUACUUAUUAUUUGACUAAAAUUGAUGAAAAACAUAGGAGGAGCUACGAUAGGGUUUCAGGGACCAUUCAUUUAACUAAUGGGCACUCUUAA